Solanum stenotomum is the source of this 1146-nucleotide messenger RNA. RefSeq names its product probable polygalacturonase. The record is from RefSeq and is a predicted model, not a curated record. Gene Ontology annotation, molecular function: polygalacturonase activity. NCBI's taxonomy places the organism in Eukaryota, Viridiplantae, Streptophyta, Magnoliopsida, Solanales, Solanaceae. Bases 119 to 802 code for a protein of 227 amino acids. The transcript has 2 exons. Gene Ontology annotation, biological process: carbohydrate metabolic process.
UUCCUCCUUUCAUUAGUUUUCCUUCACGAGAGCUAUUUUUAUUCGCCAAAUUAUCCAUGUUAGCUGGUAGAGUAACGCCUGAUGUUGCAUUUGUUUCAGGAAUAUUGUAAUCAGAAACAUGACUAUUUUGGCUCCUCUUAAUGCCCCUAACACAGAUGGCAUUGAUGCAGACUCCAGCUUGAAUGUCUGCAUUGAAGAUUGUUACAUUGAGAGUGGUGAUGACCUUAUAUCAGUGAAAAGCGGGUGGGAUCAGUAUGGUAUGAAAAUGGCUCGUCCAAGCUCAAACAUCAUUGUAAGGAGAGUGAAAGGCACAACCCCAACAUGCUCAGGGGUUGGUAUCGGCAGUGAGAUGUCUGGAGGUGUUUCUAAUGUCCUCAUAGAAGACUUAUAUGUUAGAGAUUCCGCAGCUGGUGUGCGGAUUAAAACUGAUAUUGGCAGAGGUGGAUACAUCGUCAAUAUUACGAUAAAUAACAUGAGAAUGGAAAGAGUGAAGGUGCCCAUUAGAUUUAGCAGGGGAGCAAAUGACCACCCUGACGAGAAAUGGGAUCCUAAAGCACUACCUAAAGUAAGAGGUAUUUUUAUCAGUAAUGUGGUCAGUCUAGAAUCAAAGAGACCUCCCUUGCUAGUAGGCAUAGAGGAAGCACCAUUUGAGGACAUACACAUGAAAAACAUCAGUUUAUUUGGGCUAGCCCCAUCUAUGAAGUGGAAUUGUGAAUUUAUCUCUGGUUCUAGCUGCAGUGUUUUCCCUGCACCAUGUUCUCAGUUGCUGAAGAAUGAAUCAACAAUUCAGUGUCCAAAUUGAUGAAGCCUAGUGUUCCUUCUUCGCAACAAGCUUGGAUCGUCGGAAUUUCCAACUUGAAAUGAAUUUGAAUCAAGUUGCAAUUGAGAUGAUUUUGCCUUCGUGCAUCAGCAUGAAUCUCAAUGCACUUCUGGAGCACAGUCAUGCCUGACGAUCCCUAUUGCCCCAAACAUCAGCAUGCAAUCCUGCCCCGGAUCGAAUCUAAGCUCCCGUUUGACCAUAGAUUUUGAACUUGAAACUUGAAAAAAUGAGUUUUUGGAGUAAUGAAUUUUGGAAUUUGAAGUUGUGUUUAGACGUGCAUUUUACUUAGAAAAAAAUUGAAAUUAUGGAAGUCUUGAAAACUUGAA